AUGACGCGCGCCCAGCAAACCCUCUCGAUUCUCCUGCUUGUGUCUUCUCUCUACCUCGUCCUAUACCUGGGGCUCGUACCCCUGAACGAAACUGUCCAAAAUGAAAUUAUCCCGGUUCUUCCCUUCUACGGCCUAAUAUGUUUCGCCUGCUACCUGGGUGGUCGGCUCGGUCUGGCCAUCCUGACGUUCAACGACUGUCCCGAGGCACACAAGGAGUUGCAGAAGGAGAUUGAGCAGGCGAGGGCCGACCUGCGCAGCAAGAACGUCGACGUUGACUAA
Messenger RNA from Aspergillus fischeri NRRL 181, 279 nucleotides. Its product is annotated as dolichol-phosphate mannosyltransferase subunit 3. Gene Ontology annotation, cellular component: endoplasmic reticulum membrane; dolichol-phosphate-mannose synthase complex. The transcript is spliced from 3 exons. NCBI's taxonomy places the organism in Eukaryota, Fungi, Ascomycota, Eurotiomycetes, Eurotiales, Aspergillaceae. The record is from RefSeq and is a predicted model, not a curated record. The coding region runs from base 1 to 279 and encodes 92 amino acids. Gene Ontology annotation, biological process: GPI anchor biosynthetic process.